Molecule: messenger RNA, 1582 nt
Organism: Silurus meridionalis
Lineage: Eukaryota; Metazoa; Chordata; Actinopteri; Siluriformes; Siluridae
Gene: tubb2b
Product: tubulin, beta 2b
Exons: 4
Coding region: 99-1436 (445 amino acids)
Biological process (GO): mitotic cell cycle; microtubule cytoskeleton organization
Cellular component (GO): cytoplasm; microtubule
Molecular function (GO): GTP binding; structural constituent of cytoskeleton; GTPase activity
Source: RefSeq, a predicted model, not a curated record
UAUAAGAAAGGACGGCGGCCGUUUCCUCACUUCGGUGGAAGGAGAAGAAGAAACAGCGCACGUUUCAUUAGUAACAGAAACCGCAAAAAACAAGAAAAAUGAGGGAAAUCGUGCAUCUUCAGGCUGGUCAGUGUGGAAACCAGAUCGGAGCUAAGUUCUGGGAGGUUAUUAGCGAUGAGCACGGCAUUGACCCAACUGGUACAUACCAUGGAGACAGUGAUCUCCAGCUGGACAGGAUCAACGUUUACUAUAAUGAGGCCUCUGGUGGCAAAUACGUGCCCCGUGCUGUGCUGGUGGACUUGGAGCCUGGUACCAUGGACUCUGUGAGGUCUGGGCCUUUCGGUCAGGUCUUUAGGCCAGACAACUUUGUCUUUGGUCAGAGUGGUGCAGGAAACAACUGGGCCAAGGGCCACUACACGGAGGGAGCUGAGCUUGUGGAUUCAGUUCUGGAUGUGGUGCGCAAGGAGGCUGAGAGCUGUGACUGCCUGCAGGGAUUUCAGCUCACCCACUCCCUGGGUGGUGGCACUGGCUCUGGUAUGGGUACGCUGCUCAUCAGCAAGAUUCGUGAAGAAUAUCCCGAUCGCAUCAUGAACACCUUCAGUGUGGUGCCCUCACCCAAAGUGUCUGACACAGUCGUAGAGCCCUACAACGCAACGUUAUCUGUUCACCAGUUGGUCGAAAACACAGACGAGACCUAUUGUAUCGACAAUGAAGCUCUUUAUGAUAUCUGCUUCCGCACACUGAAGCUCACAACACCCUCGUACGGUGACCUCAACCACCUCGUUUCUGCCACCAUGAGCGGUGUCACUACCUGUCUCCGUUUCCCUGGUCAACUGAACGCCGAUCUGCGCAAACUGGCGGUCAACAUGGUGCCCUUCCCUCGUCUGCACUUCUUCAUGCCCGGGUUCGCCCCACUGACCAGCAGGGGAAGCCAGCAGUACCGCUCGCUCACAGUGCCCGAGCUGACUCAGCAGAUGUUCGACUCCAAGAACAUGAUGGCAGCCUGCGAUCCACGUCACGGCCGCUACCUCACCGUUGCUGCCAUCUUCCGUGGCCGCAUGUCCAUGAAGGAAGUCGAUGAGCAGAUGCUCAAUGUGCAGAACAAGAACAGCAGCUACUUCGUUGAAUGGAUCCCCAACAACGUGAAGACCGCUGUGUGCGACAUCCCACCACGUGGCCUCAAGAUGGCUGCCACAUUCAUCGGCAACAGCACUGCCAUCCAGGAGCUGUUCAAGCGAAUCUCCGAGCAAUUCACGGCCAUGUUUAGGCGCAAAGCUUUCCUCCACUGGUACACCGGCGAGGGAAUGGAUGAGAUGGAAUUCACCGAAGCCGAGAGUAACAUGAACGACCUGGUGUCCGAAUACCAGCAGUACCAGGACGCCACGGCCGAGGAAGAGGGAGAGUUUGAAGAGGAAGGAGAGGAAGAGCUUGCAUAAAUCUUGCUUGUGUAUAUGUAUGUGCCAAGCUGUAAUUUUUUUCCAAUUGUUCUGAAACAAAGUACCUUUCCAAAGUUGUUCGUUUUCUUUCUGCUGUCCAUUCCUUUUCUGUACAGAAUUGUCAUUAAAAUUCUUUUGUUAACGUG